This is a messenger RNA of Anopheles gambiae (African malaria mosquito), 5653 nucleotides long. RefSeq names its product chloride channel protein 2 (gene ClC-a). Gene Ontology annotation, molecular function: voltage-gated chloride channel activity. Lineage: Eukaryota; Metazoa; Arthropoda; Insecta; Diptera; Culicidae. The coding region runs from base 620 to 3733 and encodes 1037 amino acids. Gene Ontology annotation, biological process: transmembrane transport; chloride transport. The transcript is spliced from 10 exons. Gene Ontology annotation, cellular component: membrane. The record is from RefSeq and is a predicted model, not a curated record.
UAGGGUAGUAGGGCUCAGGCUUGAUCAGCUGCGGAUCGCACAACCGGCAAAGGUUUAGCAAGGCGCGGAUGGCGCAGAGGGGAAGGACACUGGAACGAUGUAAACAGAUGCCCAUCGUGGUCGUCGUAGUGGUUUUUGUAGCCGUCGUCGUCGUCGUCGUCGUCGAGGUUGGUUGUCGCCGUCACUGAGGGUAGCGCUCACAGUGAGUCGCUCGUUGUCGGUCGAACAGUGUUGGUGUGUGGAGUGCGCGUGCAGCAACAAACAGCACAACAAGCAGAACAGCUGACUGGCAUUAGUGUGUGCUUCGGGACGGGUUGGGCGGCCGGGUUUGUUCUCUUCCUUCCGUGUACGCUGGAGUUGGGAGUUUCCGCUUAAUAGAGGUUUACUCUGUCUCACGCGCGUAACAUACGAGACGUUAGAAGCUAGUGUUUUGUGUAGUUCCAGUGUCGUGACAUAUGUGCCGAUUUUACCCGAAACGGGAGGGAAAGAUAAAAAAGUGUUGUGCGGUAAAACGGUUCUGAUGUGUUAUGCCCGGUACCAGUUAACCGAGGACGCAGUGUGAAGUUAGUUUGUGUUUGAGAUUGACAACCGAUCAUCCCUCCCGGGCCAUCCCGCAACGAUGAAGAACCGAAAGUUUGGCAUGGCGGGCGUCGGAAGCGCCAAUGGCGAGAUGGACUUCCUUACCGUGCCGACGAAGAUCACACCGGUAAAGCAGAUGAUGGCGGAGCUACAGAGCGACGACGAGGAGCCCGGCCUCGGCUACACGCACACGCUGAUGUAUGGUCGCUACACGAAGGAUCUAGGAGAAUACGCCAAAGAUGAAGCGCGAAGACUCAGGCUUCUUGAACGACGAAGAAAGAAAGAUGAUAAAGCAAGAAACAAGGAACUGUUGGACGUGCGGGACAACAAGUUCUUCAAGGCGGCAUCGUGGCUGUGGCGCAACACGUUCGCCCGGCUCGGCGAGGACUGGGUGUUCCUGGCGCUACUCGGCAUCAUCAUGGCCCUGCUAUCCUACGUGAUGGAUAAAGGCAUCUCGAUGUGCACGAACUCACGCGUGUGGCUGUACCGCGAUCUCACGAACCAUCCGGUACUGCAGUACCUCGCCUGGGUGUCGCUGCCCGUCUGUUUGAUCCUGUUUUCAGCCGGGUUCGUCCAUUUGGUCGCACCGCAGAGCAUUGGCUCGGGCAUACCGGAGAUGAAGACGAUACUGCGCGGCGUCGCGCUGAAGGAGUACCUCACGUUCAAGACGCUCGUCGCGAAGGUGAUCGGGCUGACGGCGACGCUCGGCAGCGGCAUGCCGCUCGGCAAGGAGGGCCCGUUUGUACAUAUAGCUAGUAUAGUGUCGCAGCUGCUAAGUAAGAUCAUCACAUCAUUCCAAUCGAUCUACGAGAACGAAUCGCGCAACACGGAGAUGCUGGCGGCGGCCUGUGCCGUCGGUGUCGGCGCCUGCUUCGCCGCCCCGAUCGGGGGCGUGCUGUUCAGCAUCGAGGUCACCACGACGUACUUUGCGGUACGCAACUACUGGCGCGGCUUCUUUGCCGCGGUGUGCGGCGCGACCGUCUUCCGGCUGCUGGCCGUCUGGUUCCAGAAGGCGGACACGGUGACGGCCAUGUUUUCCACCAACUUCACGUCGGACUUUCCGUUCGACCCGCAGGAGCUGUUUGUGUUUGCGCUGAUCGGUCUCGUUUGUGGUCUAGGUGGCGCACUGUACGUAUGGGUCCAUCGGAAGUACGUGCUGUUUAUGCGGUCGAACAAAAAGAUGAACAAAUUUCUCCAGAAGAACCGUUUCCUGUAUCCCGGCAUUGUGGCGCUCAUAGUGGCCACGCUCUCAUUUCCGCUGGGCUUCGGAAAGUAUAUUGCCGGCGAGCUGAGCACACACGACCAGGUGCACCAGCUGUUCUCCAACUUUACCUGGACCAAGCACGAGCUCACGGUCGAGCAGGCGGCCGUCGUCUCGAACUGGCGCACCCCGGAGACGAACGUGUUUGCCAACCUUAUUAUUUAUUUGCUCUACACGUUCUUCAUGUCGAUCAUCGCGUCAACCAUUCCCGUGCCAUCCGGUAUGUUCAUACCAGUGUUCAAAAUCGGUGCCGCGUUCGGCCGGAUCAUCGGCGAAGCGAUGCAUCUGUGGUUCCCGCACGGCGUCCGGUACGGCGGCAUGCUGGCCCCGAUCAUCCCGGGCGGCUACUCGGUGGUCGGGGCGGCCGCCUUCUCCGGCGCCGUCACGCACACCGUGUCCGUCGGCGUGAUCGUGUUCGAGAUGACCGGCCAAAUCACGCACAUCGUGCCGGUCAUGAUAGCGGCCCUCAUCUCGAAUGCCGUCGCCGCCCUGCUCCAACCGUCCAUGUACGACAGCAUCAUACUCAUCAAGAAGCUACCCUACCUGCCCGAUCUGCUGCCGUCCGGGUCCGGCAUGUACAACAUCUACGUGGAGGACUUUAUGGUGCGCGACGUGCGCUACAUCUGGAAGGGAAUCUCGUACCAGCAGCUGAAGGAGAUACUGAAGGCGAACAAGAGCCUGCGCAGCCUGCCGAUCGUCGACAGCCCGGACAACCGGACGCUGCUCGGCAGCGUGCAGCGCUACGAGCUGAUCAAAAUGAUCGACAAGCACAUUGGGCGCGAGAAGCGCCUCGAGGUCGCCGCCAAACUGAUGAAGGAAGCGGAGGAGAAGGCCCGGGAGGAACAGGAGCGCCAGAAGCGGGAAGCGGCCGAGGCGGCCAAGGCGCGCCGCCCCUCCCGGUUCGAGGUCGUGCCGGCACCGGACAUACUGAAGCUGCGCGAGCGGGCGAACAACGAGAUGCUGCCGCCGCAGGCCCGCCGCGAAUCGAACGCGUCGCUCACGAGCGGGCCCAUGUUUGGCGCGACGCAGCCGAAGAAAUCGAUCCUCAAGAAGACGAACUCGUUCACGCUGAAGGGCUUCAGCCCGCUGUCCCCGCACAGCCCCGUGCACACGCCGUACACGACGAUCACGGGCACGGAGAGCCGCAUCCGGUCCGCGUUCGACAUCAUCUUCCGCAAGUCGGCCACGCUGCAGGACGUGACGCCCGAUCCGGAGAUUGGGUCGAUCGGUACGCCCAGCAUUGUCGGGUCGGAGGUCGCCCCGCUGACGCCCGGCAUCUCGAAGAAGGUGCAGCUGCCGCGGGAGCGCGUGAUCGACAUGUCGCCCGAGGACCAGAAGGCGUGGGAGAUGGAGGAGAUGGCGAAGCCGAUCGAUGUCGGCAAUCUGCACAUCGAUCCGGCCCCGUUCCAGCUGGUCGAGCGCACGUCGAUCCUGAAGGUUCACUCGCUGUUCUCGAUGGUUGGCAUCAACCAUGCGUACGUAACGAACGUUGGCCGUCUGGUCGGUGUGGUCGCGCUGAAGGAGCUGCGAACGGCGAUCGAGAGCGUUAACAAUGGCACACUGACGCCGGAAACGGUGAAGGCCAAACAGGAGGAGGAAGCACGAGCACUUGCUCAGAAAGAAUCGGACAACAACAACGGCAUUUCGGCGGAAGAUCCUCUCCUGCCCAAGCGGCCCGGCGACACGUUCAGUGACAAAAAAGUAAAUAACACCAUCACCUCGAUGGACUCGGCACUGUCCAACUCGGACAACUGUUCCGACAUCGAGCUAGACAAUAUUAACAUUGAUCACGGUGACACUGCAGCUACCACUAAUGGCACCAUCACUACCACUACCACCACCACGCCCAGCACCAAACACACCAACAACCAUUCCGGUUCACAACAGCAGUAAAAGGGGUGGCAGUGCUGGUGUUGGGUGCGAGCGGGUUGUUUAGUGGGUUGUUGGGAGGGUGUAAAACGGAACCAAACGGGGACCAAUAUACGAACAAGCACUGCGCGUUCAACCGUUCUAGUACCACCAGCAUCUCAAUGCAAUCCCUCGUCAGCAACAAAAAAGACACUACGAUCACGACACAUCCAUACCCUCACACACACACACCUACACACACCGAGGCACUCGGCAGAACAUACUGCAAGGGCAAAGGAUCUCAUUAUGCCUAGCGAGGGUGUCGCUAAAACACCGAUCACCGACCAACAGCAAACAACAACUACCCAACACCUCACAUCAUAAAUCCACUGCGAACAGAAAAGGUUUGUGAACGAGUUGUGUGAGCAUCGUCGUAGAUCUGCUUCAGAGAGGGCUGUGGGGUUGUUUGUCGGGUUGCUCAUUAUUGCAUUUGCAUUAGAAAGCAUCCCUAGCGAGCAGCGCGAAUGUGAUCGUCACUUUUAAUGCUUUUCGUGUGAUGCUUGCUUUGUAAGCUUAUGCGUUUGUUUAACACAUCUGCAACCUUACCACACGCUUUCAAAUAUUUGCAUGCUACCGUACUGGUUUUUUGGCGCUCUCAACCGCUACAAUAUGAAUAUUUAUGCGUUUAUGCUGCACUCACUUACAAAACGGGCUUAUGCUUAGUAACGCAAAAGAAUGAUGGACCUUUUCUGCACUUGAAACUUACUCAUAUCAUCUUUCUUUUGAUUUUCUUCCCUCCCUAGGCUCGAAACUGAAUCGACGGAAAGACAGACAGCGAAAACAUGGUGCCCGAUGCCGUCAAACCCAUAUCCCAACUGGCACCGGUUGAACCGGAUGCACAAUAUUGCCGGGACAGGCGCUGGAGAUGUCAAUGUGAUUUUGUACUUUAAGUAAUAGUGACUUCUUCCAGCGCGUACGUGUUGUCUGUGUGUGUGUGUGUGUGUGUGUGUGUGCUGGGGUGUGUUUGUGUCCUUUAGUUAUUAAAUAAUUUAACACCGAGCUCCACGCAGCGGUACGGCCAAACGAGAUCGAUAGCGAUGUUGCGGUGUAACUAAACGGGUUCGUUGGGUGUGGGAUGAUCGAGAGCUUCGUUCACGGUACGAGCAACCAGGUACCAAUAAUUUCUGCCCCAUCGUGGUGGUCGUAGUGAUUUUAGUGCCAAAUUUUAAGCAAACACGAAACCCGUUCUAGUAGGAAAUGCCAGCCCGGAUCCCGGAUCUAGGCGGGAUCGGCAAACAACAAAUGUGCCUUAUUAACCUCCUUCUCCGCUGAUCAGGUAGUCACAGAGAGUCAGUCAGCGUAGAUGGUUAUGUUAGCGAUACUGUAAGCUUGUUGUGUUGUCGCUGGUUUUUUUUUCUUCCUGUUUCUUGUUUCGUUUCGUAUUUUAAACACUGAAAAAGGAAAGCGCAAAUGGUAAAUUAUUUUUCGCUCCGUUCGUAGAACUGACCGGCAGACAGAACAGAGCGUGUCUGGUACGCGCGCUGGGCACAGCAAGAUUGGUCGGUGCGUGGCGCGACCGGAACCAGGAAACUCUCCUGCCUGUGUUGUGAAUGAGGGUAGUUUUUAAACUCUAGCAACGUAAGACAGAAAGCUGUAUAAAGAUGAUCAAAAUAAAAGACGUAUAGUUUAUGAAUUAUUUAAAUUAAAAAAGCGCACACAAUUUUUUCAUUUGUGUUUUGUAGAUUGAAACUUUCAUGCUUUGUAUUUAUUCUUUUUUUUUAUAACAACAACAAUUAUUACAUAUUAACGAUCCACUUAGAAUCUAGUUGGAAAAAGAGCAACCCUGACUUUCCCAUUUGGAUCGAGGUACUCAAGGGAAAGGGGGAUUGUUUUGGUAGUACACAGUCUUGUCAGACUUAUGUUGCCACAUAGACAAACAUACACAAAUACACACUCACACAUACA